AGCUUAGCUUAGCUUAGCUUAAUUAAUACACAAACAGACACACUUUCUCUCUCUCUUCUUCUUUCUUUCCCGUCUUCUUCUUCUUCUUCUCCAUCGGCUCUCUCUCAUCUCAAUCCCUGGGUCGUUCUUCGUCUUCUUUCCGCCCGCCAUGGAUCAUAUGCCUUCUCCUUCCUCUUCAGUACCGCUUCUUCUUCUUCGACAUCUUUGAGCUCCCGAGUAGUCCAGGUAUGUUAAUGUUUCUUUGCUCUCUUCCUUUUCCCACUCCAUCUGAUUAGCGUCUUGUCAAGCUUCAAAUUUGCUUGCUUUUUUAGUGCUCAAUCAUGUGAUUAAUUGGAUUACGUCUUUGCUUCGAAAUGAUGAUGAAGCUGUUGCUCGAUGAUGUGUUAAAUGAUCAGAUGUUUAUCCUCAAAAUAUUAAUUAAUUAAUGAUUAAUUAGUAAUUUGCCAAGUGUUCUCUUUGCCUAAAUGCUAUAGCCAGCGGUCCCGUGCUUUUCUUUCAGAUAGCAGGAAUAAGUACAAAAGGUCAAAAACGGCAAUUGCCUAACAAUUCCCCGGACGGAAAAUCAUUCCUCCAGGAAUUCAAUUCCCCCUUUUUAUUUCCCCUCCCCAAACCGAAAUGCGCACGCACGCACCGCUCACGCUCCGGAGUGGAGCGUGCAGUCCACUCCACUCAAUUAUUUUUCCUUAUUCUUUUGGUGGAAUUAUAUUGCAAAAAAUAUAUUAAAAAAAAUUUAGACAAAGCCAAAUUAAAAUGUAUGUUUGUUAGGGGUAGUGAGGGAUACCUGGUGCGCACAUUAGCGAUAGUGGAAGUGUAUGUGUAAAAUAAUUUGACUCCCUGUAGCUGCUGAUAACGAUAUGAAUGAAAUGAAGGUGCUAUUAAUUAAUUAUUUUAUUGUUAUUAUUAUUAUUAUUGAAUAGAAGCUGGAGGGAGGGGGAAAAAAGAAAAGGGCCCAGAAAAAAAAAAAAAAAAACAUCCCCACCUAAAUCACUACGUCAUCAACAAUUAACAAACCAUCCACUCAACUUCCCACAAUACGUUUUCUGUGGUUCGCGUGUUAAAGAUAUAAGGUUGAUGCGAUGUAUUCUCGAGUUCAAUUUUGAUUCAGAUUUUUUUAAUUAAUCAACUAAUAAGACUACAUGCCAUAAUUAUUCAUUCUUGUCAAUUUCUCAUACGAACCGUUAAAACUUUUUUUUAUUUUCCUUCUUAAAAACUCCAUUUUUAGCUCACUGUAAGAGGACAAGAAUUGUUUAUUCACUAUAACGCGAAAUAAUUGAGAAAGACAAAACAGAAAUAAAAAAAAAAAAAAAAAGUGGGAUGGUUUUGUUGUGUGUGACAGUGAGUGUGUGGGUUAUAAGCUACAAUGAAUUCCCAUAUAGUGUGGAUUCCGAUUCUAUCUUGUGGGCAAUGAUGGUGGUGCCACUGUUCAAUUGCAACACAAGUUCCACUAACCAUCGCCUCUUCUUCCUCUUCCUUCUUCUUCCUCUUCUUCUUCCAGGUUUCUUCCAAUCCCUGAUUCUGCCUGCUCUCUGUUCUCCGUGGCGGGAAACUCACGCCCAUUGCUGACAUCAGUUUGAAAUCCACAACCAGGUACGUUUUUAUGGCCGCGGCUCCUCAAUUUCUACCCCUUUUUUGGGUUUUCCCCCUUCCUAUCAGUGUCCAAGUUGUUUUUUUUUUCCUCUGCACCGUUUGGUUGGUUGCUGGGAAAGCUGAAGAGAGUUGACCCACUCUGGACUCUGUUUCCUUUCCUGCUUCUUUCAGGCUUGUUGUUUGUUAAAUCUUUCUCCCCCUUCCCCUUUCUCUUUUUUCCUCUCCAAACUCUGUUUUCAUGGAGGGAGAAGCAGUUGCUUAUUAGGGUGUUAGGCCGAUUUGAAUCGGAUCGGGUUGUGUGCUAAAAUCAAUACAGGUUUCUUCUUUCUCGUUCUCCUUUCUCCGAAAUUGUCAUGUUGAAGAACCCAAGUUUGGACCUUUUGUCUGUAUUGAAAUCGGAAUAGUCCUGUUGAAGAAAGCUAACGAGUUGGGGGAGGCCAAAGUUGGCAUCUUUUGUCUGUCUAAAAAUCGAAAUGAUCAUGUCAAAUCAUGGGUUUGGAGUUGGAGGAGAUCCACAAUACUUUAUGCCAUAAAUUCGUGGUUAGUACUUAGUAACAGUGUGGUGAAAUUUCCAACCCGAGAUAUUUUGGUUAAAGGAUUUUGAUAGCUCGCACUAACUACUCAAAUUGUUAGGAAAUACCCAAAGCUUGGGUUUAUAUCAUUUCCUCAACGGUUUGGAAAGAACAGUUCCUUUAGCUUUCCUUGUUUGCCACAAUUUUAAAUUGGACAUGGAACUGAAUGAGCAUAAUCCUUUUUCAUUCCUCUCUAAUUCUUACUUCGCCGACUUUCCUUUGCCUUCUUUUCUUGAAAUAGAAUUCUGCAAAAUGUUUCUCCAUCACUCUAUGUAGUCAGAAGAACCCUGGUUCUUACUCUGAGGCUAUGACUUGAUGUCACUCAUUGAUGAUGGUAACCGCCAAAAAAAUGCAAGUUGUUUGACGAUUUUUGGCCUUAUAUUCUUUCUUCAUCGCUUUUGUCUUCUCAAUGCUGUUUGCCUUCAAACUUGAUCGAGUGUACUGCUACUCUUCCUCCUUUUUUUGGAUCCAAAUUUUUAGCUUUUUUUAGAUGUCAAACGAUACCACUAAAGUCCCACCACGAUGAACAUGGUCUAGGAAGAAAAGUAGAUAGUGAUAAAACCCAACAGCCAAGGAUUUGGUGGUUCAGGUUCAAUCCUGCAUAAAGAUCAAGAGCAAACAUUAGGCCAUGGUCUGUGAUUGAACCCUUUUUUAAUCAUUAGCAAUGUCUCUUUUUCUUUGAUAUUUGUCAGCCACUUCUACAGUGGAGCUUGUUGAUAUUAAGCUAUCAUUGACACUCUUUCAUGAAAAAACUUAAGUUAAUUUCCAUACAACUUCAACACUUAUGGGUGUGUUUACCGUAAUCCAGAACAUACAGUUCAUUAGCUUUAUUUCCUUUUAUUUCCUGUCCUAUUAAUCCCUUGGUCUACAUCUUAUUCUUAUUAGAAGCAAGAACAACUCAACUCUGUUUUCUGAUUCCUGCAUGCUGUCUUUAGUUUCAUUGCUGCCGCUUGACUCUUUUCUUUCAAAAGCUUAUUGAGGUACCCCAUACAGUUAAAAAAGAUAGCAUGAACUCUUCAUCAACUCAGUUCGUGACUUCGGGAGGGAUGGGGAUGUAUGAUCAUAUGCACCAGCUUAGCAUGUGGGGAGAAAGUUUCAAGAGUAAUGGAAGUCCUCAUCCACUGUCAUCAAUGCUUCUACCGAAUACAUCCCCGUCAUUGAUUAUAACAGCAGAUAUGAAGCUAGACAAUCAGUCAGAAGAUACUUCCGGGACCCCUGGACCGCUUAAUAAGUACGACCAAGAAGUCACUAAAUCGAGUGAGAAGAUACAAAGGCGUCUUGCCCAAAACCGUGAGGCUGCUCGUAAAAGUCGUCUACGUAAAAAGGCAUAUGUGAAACAACUAGAAUCAAGUCGUUUGAAGUUGAUGCAGUUGGAGCAGGAGCUUGACAGAGCCAGACAACAGGGUUUAUAUGUGGGCAGUGGAGUAGAAGCUAGUCAUGUGGGGUUUAAUGGAGCAGUAAACUCAGGAAUCGCAACAUUUGAGGCGGAGUACGGACAUUGGCUAGAGGAGCAGCAGAAGCACGUCUCUGACCUUCGAGCCGCUGUAACUUCCAACAUAAGCGAUGGAGAAAUGCGCGUACUUGUAGAAGCUAGCUUGAACCACUAUUACGAACUCUUCCGCAUGAAGGGAGCUGCAGCCAAGGCCGAUGUGUUCUAUGUCAUGUCUGGCCUGUGGAAGUCUUCAGCAGAACGGUUUUUCCUCUGGAUUGGAGGCUUUCGUCCGUCAGAACUUAUUAAGAUUUUAAGGCCAAAGAUUGAGCCCUUGGCAGAACCACAACUUCAGGGUAUCUGCAACCUAGGGCAAUUAUGCCAACAAGCGGAAGACGCCCUGUCGCAAGGGAUGGACAGACUUCAGCAAACGCUAGCUCAGAGUGUAGCAGAUGGUCAACUGGGAGAAGCAAGCUAUUCGCCGCAGAUUGAUACUGCCAUGGAGAAGUUGGAUGGCGUAGUUCGUUUCGUUCGCCAGGCGGACCAUCUGCGGAAAGCAGCCCUUGUGCAGGUGUCACAGAUCCUGACACCGCGUCAGGCAGCUCGAGGUCUGCUGGUUUUGGGAGAAUACUUUGAAAGGCUUAGGGCUCUAAGCCAAGUCUGGGCAACGAAUACUCGGGAGCCGGAGUAGGGUUCUGAUGCUUCCUCCGCAAGGCAAGACCUGGAGACGGGGAUUUUCGCUAUGUCAGAUUGUUGUCUUUGUUGAUAAUGUUGUAGUUGAGAACAUGUCGCUGUGGGGGGCAUAUAUAUAUAAUCUUUCUUAGCUUCUAGCUGCUGAGAUUUUUGAAGCAGCCUCAAGAUCCCUUUAAUUGAUAAAAUUGUAAAUAUUAUUUUACCAAUUUUCAACUCCCUAGCAAGUUUGCAUAAAGAGAGAGGAUGGAAUAAAGAUCAUUUCCAAGCGUGUGCAAGCAAGGAAGAGCUUUAUUUGUUUGUACUAGUGAAAGUUUCUGUAUAUACAGAUUGUUGUUAAAGCUAGAAAAACAAUAAUUUGUACUUUGUUGCUAGAGCUAGGAUUAUAUGAGGAUCUUGUGGGCAAUAUUGUUAGAUUUGGUUUUGUUUGGGUGUUUUGGGGUCUGCAAUUUGGUGCUUUCUAGUUUAUACACUUUUAAUGUUGUUAGAUCAUCUUAGUAUAUUCAAUUAAUCAUUUCAAAAUGUGAUUCUUAUUAUUUGUUUUUGGUAAUGGAUGAAUGAGAUUUAGUAUUAACAGUAAUCGGCAACCACUGGCGGAUCUAGGGUUGGGCCACCCCGGACCACGGUCCAGCUCUCCUCCGAUCCAGAGUUAGUAUAAUACGUAUAAAUUUUUUGAUUUUAG
Linum trigynum is the source of this 4960-nucleotide messenger RNA. NCBI's taxonomy places the organism in Eukaryota, Viridiplantae, Streptophyta, Magnoliopsida, Malpighiales, Linaceae. The record is from the annotation of a GenBank genome assembly.